Molecule: messenger RNA, 1563 nt
Organism: Brenthis ino (lesser marbled fritillary)
Lineage: Eukaryota; Metazoa; Arthropoda; Insecta; Lepidoptera; Nymphalidae
Source: the annotation of a GenBank genome assembly
AUGAUCGUUGAAAUCGUUAUAUUUCUCAUCACGGUCCUUGUGGGCUAUUUUCUAUAUCUAUAUAAAUGGGUGCAUAAGUUCUACGAUGAGAGAGGGGUGAAGUAUAUACCUGGUGUUCCUCUAUUUGGUAAUAUAUUGAACAGUACGUUCUUGAAGAACCAUCUAGUUGAAGAUAUUGAUAGGGUCUACAAGGCCUUCCCUGAUGAAAGGUACGUUGGCUAUAUAGAAGGAACAGUACCUAUUUUUCUAAUCAGAGACCCUGAACUCAUAAAGACAAUAACCGUCAAGGAUUUCGACCACUUCGUCGAUCAUAAGCAGUUUUUCUCAGAAGAGAACGAGCCCCUUUUUGGUGGAAGUUUGCUUAUGUUAAAAGGUGAAAAAUGGCACGACAUGCGGACUACGCUGAGUCCUGCCUUCACCGGAUCUAAAAUGCGUCGCAUGCUUCCCUUCAUGACAGAGAUCAGUUCCAACAUCAUUCAACAUUUACAAGAUCAUACAAACGAAGACAUCGAUGUAGAAGAUCUAAUUCGUCGUUACACCAACGACGUUAUCGCCUCAGCUGCCUUUGGACUUCAAGUGAACUCGUUGAAAGACAGAGACAAUGAGUUCUACAAAACUGGACAAAACAUGUUUAAUUUCAACAUUUUUCAACGGUUUUUCUUCUUCAUGACGGCCGUUUUCCCAAAUUUUAGUAAGAAAUUGGGCUUACAAUUAUUCCCCCAAAAAACGACGAAAUUUUUCAGGGACUUAGUAACCGGUACCAUGGAGCAUCGGCGAAAGAAUAAUAUAGAACGUCCCGACAUGAUUCAACUUUUGAUGGAGGCUGUUAAAGGAUCUUUAAAAGCUGAAAACGAAGGAAAUGACAACUUCCCUCUCGCCGAAGACACUUUCAAACCGAAAGCGGUGCAACGACAAUGGACUCAAAACGAACUGGCUGGUCAAGUAUUUAUAUUCUUCGUUGCGGGCUACGAGAGCUCCGCAACAGCCCUAGUGAUGUGCGUGCACGAGCUCGCCUUACACCCUGAUAUUCAGGAGAAAUUGUACCAGGAAAUAAUAAGUUUUAAGGAGCAACAUGGAGAUAUUACAUAUGAUAACUUAAAUACUUUGAAGUACUUGGACUGUGUUUUGAAUGAAACAUCUAGAAAGUGGGCGGCUGCUCUAAUAAUGGACAGAAUGUGCACUAAAGCUUAUGAGCUGCCGCCGCCGCGGGAAGGAGCUAAGCCCGUACAGCUAAAUCCAGGAGAUGUCGUCUACAAUGUAGUCAACUCUAUCCACAUGGACCCUCAAUACCACCCGGAUCCUGAGAAGUUCGACCCGGAAAGGUUUUCUGAAGAGAACAAACAUAAUAUAAAGCCUUUCACAUACAUGCCUUUCGGUAUGGGACCACGAAUUUGUAUCGGAUCCAGAUUUGCGUUAAUGGAACUCAAAGUAUUGAUAUACAAUUUAGUUCUUAACUUCAAGAUAAAAAAAUGCGCUAAAACAGUCGAUCCCAUAGAGUUGCAUCCACAUGAGUUUAACAUUAAACCAAAGGGAGGGUCGUGGGUUCAAUUAGAACGUAGAAAU